This is a messenger RNA of Trichobilharzia szidati, 1941 nucleotides long. Lineage: Eukaryota; Metazoa; Platyhelminthes; Trematoda; Strigeidida; Schistosomatidae. The record is from the annotation of a GenBank genome assembly.
AUGGAUAAGCCUACUGAGAAAGUGAAUAACAAUGAAACUGAUGAGAAUAACAAAAGUGACUUGAUCAGCACAACGAAAGAGAUCGCUAGAGAGCAUUCAAGUAAUCCCAUUCAACAAUUAGAUUCUUUGAAUUGUCUUGGUAACAGCUAUUAUGGUGAUGAGGGGGGAAAUAAUAAUAAUAAUAAUAAUGUUAAUGAGACAAGCGAUUUCAGUAGCACUUUGAAUAAUAAUUCUACAAACUUGAAGUCGCCGGUGACACCAUUGAAGAAUAUCAAAGCUGAUCUAGUUGAAAGUAGAAGACUAGUGUCGAAAGGGUAUAACACUGCAAAGCCACUAUUGCAUACUACCACUUCACCUUCACCGUCUUCUAAUUCAAUAACAAGAAAAAUUUUAACUAACGGUAGUUUAACACAUCAUAACAAUCAUCACGAUCAUGGCGUACACGCAACCAGUAAUAUGAACAACAAUAAUAAAAAUGACAAUAGCAGCAAUAACACUGCUAACAACAUAAUUACUCCAUAUGCUUCUAGUCCAUCGGAUUGUAUAAACUCGUUGAAUUAUGAAUCAGCAGAAAAUGAAUUGACCAAUUCAAUUAUUCAUGAUAAUUAUAUGAUGAAUGAUGUCGUCGUCGUCGGCGGUGACGACGGUGAAGCCGAUGGUGAUGGUGAUGUGAAUCAUUUAAAGAAAUUGAAAUCUGCGCAGAAAACAGAACACAAAUCUUUAUGGAAACGUAGUUCCUUUGGGAGUUUAACACGUCGUAGUUCAUCUGUGUCGAAAACACUGCAAAGAAAUAAUUUCAAUGGAUUCAAUCAAUCAGAUCAUGAUGAGAAUAAACGAUUGGUAAUAAGCAGACCAGUGCUGUUAAGUCGACCGAAUUCAAUUACUCAAACAUCUCUAAACAAGUUACCGUCAAAUUUUUCUUCAUCUUCAAUUAUUGGUGGGUUAACCGAACCAAGCAGUUUAGUCAGUUCAACAAGUCGUGGAAGCUCACUAGCUGUUGUCUCUUCUUCCAAUGGUUGCAGCGGUGGUGGUAUUGGUGGAUGUGAUAGUAGUAAUGGGGGAUAUGCUUCAUCGGUGAAUAACGUCCAAGAAGAAUUAUUAGCACAUUCAUUGAAUACAGAUUUUGAUCAAGGCCAACAGCAACAGCAGCAGCAGCAUCAACAACAACCACUAUCGUCAGCAUCAUCCUGUUAUUAUGAAGUGUCAACGAAUGCAUCACUUUCACCAGCGCCUAGUUUAUCAUCGAUGACAUCAGUUUCUGGUGGUCUACCGCAUUCAUUAACAUCUAGCAUUAUAAGUACACAACGCAUACAAAUAAUGCUAGUACAACUGCGAAUACAACCUAUUUACUGCCUAAUUCUACUAUUGCAUCAACUGCCAAGAAUCCAAAAUUUAUCUCCAUCUGCAACUUUGGUUAACUUGUCAGCUAAAAAUGUAUGUGACACUGGUGUCUUGUCUUCGUCACCAACGUCAUGCUCAUCAUCAAGUCUACUAAGGAAUAAAUCAAAGUUGCUGUUCAAUCGUGAUAUCUACCAGCCAUCAAGUCAGAUGAGUCCAAGUCAUUCUGUGUUUUCUGCUGUUACUAAUCCCCUACAGCAUGAAGACUUAACACGUAUACACGGAUCACAUCUAUCGUCAUCAUCUUCGUCUUCGAUAUCAUCGCCUACUACUACGGCUCCUUUCGCUUAUGAUUCAAAUGGACAGUAUUCACAGAAAAGCAGAGAUUUUGCUGAUUUCCUGAAUAAAGACAUCAAUAUAUCUGAGUCUUCAUCGUCAACAUCUUCCAAAGCGCAAAUGAGUACAACUCGAAUUGGAUUGGAUGCUCAAUCAAAUUUAUACAGAUCACCUUUCAAAUCAAGCCUAUCUAGGCUACCGCGAGGUGGUAGUCAACGUGAUAAUAAUAAUAAUGGGGAUAAUGGAGAAGAUGUACUUGCUAUUUAA